Molecule: messenger RNA, 3340 nt
Organism: Vicugna pacos (alpaca)
Lineage: Eukaryota; Metazoa; Chordata; Mammalia; Artiodactyla; Camelidae
Gene: SMPDL3B
Product: sphingomyelin phosphodiesterase acid like 3B
Biological process (GO): sphingomyelin catabolic process
Molecular function (GO): sphingomyelin phosphodiesterase activity
Source: RefSeq, a predicted model, not a curated record
GUCUCCGGCUGGGCCGACACGCUCUGAGGAACUGGCAGGACAGGUGCUGCUUCCCACUUCAGAGUCCAAAGGCCUGGCUGGUGUGGCUUAUUGGGCAAAUCUUGCUCACACCCCGCCGGGCAAAGGAAGAAAACCAGAGGAGCCAGAUGCCUCAGGUGACUGGGGACAGCUGGUGACAGGACGGGAGGUACUGCUCUGGCACGUGGCCACCAACACCUAGUUAGGAAGUCCGUGACUCCAACAACAGCUCUGGGAGAACCCGAUGGCUCCCGUGAGGCAAGCCCCAAGGAUGAGGCUGCCCAAGCUGCUGAUUUUCCUGGCUUACUGGGCAGUCGCCAGGGCUGGAACAGGGAAGUUCUGGCAUGUCUCUGACCUGCACCUUGACCCCAACUACAAGGUAUCCGAAGACCCCCUCCAGGUGUGCCCAUCUGCCGGCUCCCAGCCGGUGCCCAGCGCGGGCCCCUGGGGCGACUACCUCUGCGAUUCUCCCUGGGUCCUCAUCAACUCCUCCAUCUACGCCAUGAAGAAGAUUGAGCCGGAGCCAGACUUCAUCCUCUGGACUGGUGAUGACACGCCGCAUGUGCCCGAUGAAAAGCUGGGAGAGGAGGCCGUGCUGGAAAUUGUGGCACGUCUGACUGAGCUCAUCAGAGAGGUCUUUCCAGAUACAAAAGUCUAUGCUGCUUUGGGAAAUCAUGACUUUCAUCCCAAAAACCAGCUCCCAGCCAGGAGCAACAAUAUCUACAAUCAGGUAGCAGAGCUCUGGAGACCCUGGCUCAGUAACGAAUCCAUCGCUCUCUUCAAAGAAGGUGCCUUUUAUUCUGAGAAACUGCUGGGGCCGAGUGGGGCUGGGCGAAUUGUGGUCCUCAACACCAAUCUGUACUAUAGCAACAAUGAGCAGACAGCCGGUAUAGCCGACCCCGGCCAGCAGUUCCAGUGGCUGGAAGAUGUGCUGACUGAUGCGUCCCGAGCAGGGGAAAUGGUGUACAUUAUUGGUCACGUGCCCCCGGGGUUCUUUGAGAAGACUCGGAACAAAGCAUGGUUCCGGGAGGGCUUCAAUGAGGAGUACCUGAAGGUGGUCCGGAAGCACCACCAAGUCAUCGCGGGGCAGUUCUUUGGGCACCACCACACCGACAGCUUUCGGAUGUUCUACAAUGAUGCAGGUGCCCCCAUCAGUGUCAUGUUCCUUACACCUGGGGUCACUCCAUGGAAAACCACCUUGCCUGGAGUGGUCAACGGAGCCAACAAUCCAGGCAUCCGGCUGUUUGAAUAUGACCGAGACACACUGAACCUGCAGGAUAUGGUGACGUACUUCUUGAACCUGAGCCAGGCGAACGCGCAGGGGGCGCCGCGCUGGGAGCUCGAGUACCGGCUGACGGAGCUCGCCUUCCUGAUCGAUCUGGGCGCCGACCUGUGGGCCGCGAGCCAGUAUGUGCUUAGCGGUCGCUACCUGUGGGCCGCACUGGUGCUGGCGCUCUUGGGCCUUGCGUCGGUCGCGCUGCAGUUCUUCAGCUGGAUCUGGUUGCGCUCCGACCCCCACGGCCUGCACACGUCGCAGCCCCCAGGCCAGUGCCUGGCGCUGCUGCAUCUCCUACAGCUGGGCUACCUGUACAGGUGCGUGCAGGGGCUGCAGCAGGGGCUGCUGGUGUGGCGGCAGGAGGCGCCCUCUCAGUUCGACUUGGCCUACGCAGACUUCCUUUCCCUGGACAUCAGCAUGCUGCGACUCUUUGAGACCUUCCUGGAGACAACUCCACAGCUCACGCUGGUGCUGGCUAUCGUGCUCCAGAGGGGCAGCGCCGAGUACUACCAGUGGGUCAGCAUCUGCACAUCCUUUGUGGGUGUCUCAUGGGCUCUGCUCGACUACCACCGGGCCCUGCGCACCUGCCUCCCGUCCACGCCCCGCCUAGGGCUGGGCACCUCCGUGAUCUACUUCCUGUGGAACCUGCUGCUGCUGUGGCCCCGAGUCCUGGUCGUGGCCCUGUUCUCAGCCCUCUUCCCCCGCUACGUGGUCCUGCACUUCUUGGGCUUGUGGCUGGUGCUGCUGUUCUGGGUCUGGCUUCAGGGCACGGACUUUAUGCCGGAUCCCUGCUCCGAGUGGCUGUACCGGGCGACAGUGGCCACCAUCCUUUAUUUCUCCUGGUUCAACGUGGCUGAAGGUCCCACCCGAGGCCGCGCUACCAUCCAUCUGGUAUUCCUCCUGAGUGACAGCCUUCUCAUGGUGGUCACCUGGGUGACUCAUGUCGCCUGGCUGCCCAGCGGGAGCCUGCUGCAGAUGUUGCUGCCUGGCGCCGGCAUCUGCUUCCUUCUGGGGCUGGCUCUGCGGCUUGUCUACUACUGCUGGCUGCACCCCAGCUGCCACUGGGAGCCUGACCGGGUGGAUGGGGCCUGGGGUCUGCGCUCCCUUGAGGAGCGUCCGCUGCCUCAGAACAGGCGCAUGGCCCAGUUGGCUCAGAACUUCUUCCCCAAGGCUAAGGAUGCACCUGCUUUGCUAAGGAAGGGAGAGGUGAAUGGUGUCCUUUGAGGAAGGGAACUAAAGGACACAUGGAAUCAGUUGGGACAAUGUAGAAGAUAAGCUACUUAUGCUGCUAUGAGCCUUGAUUCACUCAAUAAGCACUUGAUGCCUGAUCUGUCCCAGGCAUGGGAGACCAGAGCUACUCAGACAGAGGCCUGCCCUCAAGGGAGGGUCAAGGGCCCCAGUUAUGUAUAAAACACUUUGUGAGGAAAGAAGAGACCGCCCUUUCCUACCCCCAUGACCGGUAUAGCCAGUACCCCAAAGCAUGCCAGUGUUAGUAUUUUAUCCCCCUGGCCACCUCUAAAAUACUUGGUGGAGGUGCUGUCCCACCCCUGGGGUCCCUUAUCCUGCCCCAGGACCUCCAGGAUGUGUUCUGUGGAAUUCCGCCUCCCUUGCCCCACCAUCAUUCAGUUCAUUCAGCAAUUGUUUACAGAGGGCAUCUUAUGUGCCAGGAACAUCAUUCUAUUCUUGGCAGAUCAGCUCCCCUCUAGCUUCAUCCCUUAGACUGUCCAGCUCCUCCAGAGCGGGCACUCAUUCUGGAAGCCAGGGCUGCCCAUCUGGCUGGCUCCUGUCAGUCCCUCCAAGGCCUUAGUGCAGUCGGCCCAGCCUCUGCCCCUGCUCUCAAGGGGUGACCUUUCAACCAAUUGCCUUAGGAACCUGUCUGGGCCAUGGCUCAGCCCAUUAAGUAUUUUUUUUUUACAGGCAGUGUACUUUCUACCUCAGAGGCUGUGUGGGAGAAAGAGGUGUAUGUGUCUCUGUAAGUGAGAGACACGUGUGUGUGGUUUUUGUUGAACAGUAUUGUUAAUUAUUAAAACCUCAUGAAAUCCUCCA